CUACAAUCCGGAGCUCAUGAGCUGUGAACAAUGGCGGAUUCACAACGAGAUUUGAUCGAUCGAAAUCUUCACCGCGGGGCGAAGCUAAUUUAAUUCGAUACGCGUAGGAGCGGCACCCGUCCCCUUCCUCUUUGGCCUCCAUCAAUUCCGCAGUACCGUCCAUCUCGCAUUUGCUAUUCCUUCUCGUCUUCGGUCGAUCCCCUUCCCACUCUAGAUCGAGCCUUCGGUGGGCUCGGGGGGGGAGGAGGGCGUCCGACGUGGCUUGCGUUGAAAUUCCCCUGGAACCUAAGCCUCCUCGCUAGGGUUCUCCCGCACGGCCGAAGCAGGGGGGCUCCCGUCAAUGCGGGCGAUCCCUUUACGGUUCUUCCGGCUAGGGUUGUGGGCUUGCUCGCCAAGGCCUUAAGGCUGCGGGGCGAAAAUGUCUCGGCAGGCCCCUGUGACUCACUUUCACAAAUCGAAGACGCUCGAUAACAAAUACAUGCUUGGGGAUGAAAUUGGAAAGGGUGCGUAUGGACGAGUAUAUAAAGGCCUGGAUUUGGAAAAUGGAGAUUUUGUGGCGAUUAAACAAGUGUCGUUGGAAAACAUCCCACAAGAAGAUCUCAAUGUCAUUAUGCAAGAAAUUGAUCUACUAAAGAAUCUCAACCACAAAAACAUUGUCACAUACCUUGGAUCUAUCAAGACGAAGACUCAUCUGCAUAUCAUUCUUGAGUAUGUGGAAAAUGGUUCUCUUGCUAACAUUAUCAAGCCAAACAAAUUCGGACCAUUCCCUGAAUCAUUGGUGGCUGUUUAUAUCACUCAGGUCUUGGAAGGUCUAGUCUAUUUACAUGAGCAGGGUGUGAUUCACCGAGACAUCAAGGGUGCAAAUAUCUUGACUACCAAGGAGGGCCUUGUUAAACUUGCUGACUUUGGAGUUGCAACCAAGCUGACUGAGGCGGAUCUCAAUACCCAUUCAGUAGUUGGAACACCAUACUGGAUGGCCCCUGAGGUUAUUGAAAUGUCUGGUGUUUCUGCUGCAUCAGACAUCUGGAGUGUUGGUUGCACUAUCAUUGAAUUGCUGACAUGUGUUCCACCUUACUAUGAUCUGCAACCAAUGCCUGCACUUUUUCGGAUUGUUCAGGAUGUGAAUCCUCCUAUACCUGAGGGUUUGUCACCUGACAUUACUGAUUUUCUACGUCACUGCUUCAGAAAGGAUGCAAUGCAACGACCUGAUGCUAAAUCACUGCUACUGCACCCAUGGAUUCAAAACUCAAGGCGCACUUUGCAUUCCAAUCUGAGACAAACAGGUGCAAGUAUAAGGAAUAUUGAGGAUGAUGUUCCUGUUGAUGAUGGCAACUCAACUGUGGAUAAUCAUAAUGGAAGUGGAAGCACAAUAGUUCAGGAGAACACAAAUGGUGCAUUAGAUAUUGGACAAGACAAAUGUAAAAAUGAAAAUUUGGCUAUUGAUUCUGUUCCAUUUGAAGGUUCUGAUGGACAUAGAAAACUUUUUACUAAGGGUACCUUCUCAAAUGGUACAGAAAGCAAAGCAGAAGACGAGCUAUCUGACAAAGAUCCUACCUUAGCCAUCUAUGAAAAGCCAUCUUUAGGGCAUUCUGCGACAGAAGCAGUUUCCAAUUUUCCAGUAACACUGGAAUGCAAAGGAGUUGAGAGUUCUGAUGAUAAUAGUAUAUUCUCCUUUAGAUAUAAGGUUGAAAAAAACAAUUUGCAGAAGGUUGUGAACAAGUCAAGUGUUCACGGAGUUGAUGAGCUUAGCAGGUUUAGUGAUACACCAAAGGAUGCUUCUUUGGAUGAUUUAUUUCAGCCACUAGAUGGACAAAGAGAUGUAGGCACUGAAGCUUCGCCCUCUUCUGCUAUCCGACAAAAUGACUUAGCCAAAGAGUUGAAAGUUAGGAUGGCUCAGAAGCAAACACAACCAGAUCACAGCAGCGGUGGGAAGCUAUUUGAGAUGGUUAUGAAUAUACAAGAAGAUGUGAUUGAUAUAGAUGGUUCAGUCUUUGAUGAAAACCUACCAGCUGAAAAACUUUUUCCUCUCCAGCCUGUUGAAUUUAGCAAAAUAGUUGGUUUGCUGAAACCUGAAGCCUCUGAAGAUGUAUUAUUGUCAGCAUGUCAGAAGCUUAUUCUAUUUUUCAGUCAGCGGCCGGAGCAGAAGCAUGUUUAUAUGUCCCAGUAUGGUUUUCUUCCACUCAUGGAUGUUCUAGAAGUUCCUAAAACUCAUGUAGUAUGCUCGGCACUUCAAAUUAUCAAUCAUAUUAUCAAAGACAACAUCGAGUUUCUAGAAAAUGCAUGUCUUGUUGGCCUAAUUCCAGUUGUAAUGGGUUUUGCAGUGCCUGAUCGUCCUAGGGAAGUCCGUAUGCAGGCAGCCUUUUUUCUUCAACAGCUUUGCCAGUCCAGCACAUUGACAUUGCAAAUGUUCAUUGCAUGCCGUGGAAUUCCUAUAUUGGUGGGUUUUCUCGAGGCAGACUAUGCGAAGCAUAGGGAAAUGGUUCACCUUUCCAUAGAUGGCAUCUGGCAGGUUUUUAAGCUUCAACACUUGACGCCAAGGAAUGACUUUUGCCGCAUUGCUGCCAAGAAUGGCAUACUUAUUAGACUUGUGAACACCCUUUACAGCUUGAAUGAGGCCACUCGGCUUGCUUCCAAAAAUGGUGGGGUAUCUGCUCCAAGACCAAGAUCUGGUCCAUUAGAACUGCCUAAUCGAUCUGACUUGCCACUGGCCAACUUGGGUCAAUUUGAUUCUCCUAAAGUAAGAUUAGAACACCCAUUUUUAUCUGGAGCUUUAGAACAGCUCCAAAAUCCAACUUCCCAUUCUCAAAAGACAGAAGCUAGUUGCGCAACUCAUUUGGAGAAACAAUUGUUUGGUGGAGAUAAGCCUCACACCACUUAUGCUGCAUUUGAAGCUGCAAAGGAGAAUGGAAAUUUUAGUUUAUGGGAUAAUGAGCCUGCACAUCCAGAUGUUGACUUACCUAAGCAUCAUAGGGCUACAAGUUCUGCUGGUAGAAGCUCCACUGAUAGAUCUCCAAAGCAUAUGGAUUUCAUAUCAAAUAGUCACCCUGGUGGUGUAACUCAGUCAGUAUCUCAGCCUGAACAAAUUCGGCCGCUUUUGAGCUUACUUGAAAAAGAGCCACCUUCUCGACCUGUCUCAGGACAACUUGAUCAUGUUCAAAAUUUUUCUGGAUUGGGAAAACACGAAAGUAUAUUACCUCUGUUACAUUCCUCUACUCCAAAGACAAAUGGCGAACUUGAACUUUUAAUGGAAGAAUUUGCAGAGGUCUCCAGGCAUGGACGAGAAUUUGGCAAUUCAGAUUCCCAUACCAAACUUUUUAAUAAGGCAAGCAAGAAGGUUCCACCAACAUUGGGGUCAUCUAGUUCUAAUGAAGGAACUUCUACAUCCGGGUUACUGUCACAAACAAUGUCUGGUGUUUUAUCUGGAUCAGGAGUGUUAAAUGCUAGACCUGGCAGCACUACAUCAUCUGGCUUGCUGUCCCAAUUGGUUUCUUCAUCUAAUGCUGAUACUGCGAGGGAGUAUGUGGAGAAGGUAGCUGAUCUUCUGUUAGAAUUUGCCCAAGCUGACUCUGUAGUGAAGUCUUACAUGUGCAGCCAAAGCUUGCUUGCUCGACUUUUUCAAAUGUUCAAUAAGAUGGAGCCUCCUAUUCUCUUGAAGAUACUGAAGUGCAUCAACCACUUGUCAACAGACCCACACUGUUUAGAAAAUCUUCAGCGUGCUGAUGCAAUCAAGUAUCUGAUUCCUAUUCUUGAACUAUGUGAGGGACCUCUUAUCUCUCACAUACAUAAUGAAGUUCUCGAUGCCCUUUUCAAGCUUUGUAAAAUAAACAAGAGGAGACAAGAACAAGCAGCAGAACAUGGGAUUAUUCCACACUUGAUGAGUUUCAUCACGUCAGAUUCACCACUCAAGCAAUAUGCAUUGCCUCUGCUGUGUGACAUGGCUCAUGCAUCUCGAAACUCGCGGGAGCAAUUGAGAGCUCACGGAGGAUUAGAUGUGUACUUGAACCUAUUGGAAGAUGAGGCCUGGGCCGCCACUGCACUGGAUUCAAUUGCAGUUUGCUUGGCCCACGACAACGAUCAAAGAAAAGUAGAACAUGCAUUGUUGAGAAAGGAAGCGAUUCAGAAGUUGGUCAAGUACUUCCAGAACUGUCCAGAACAAUAUUUUGUGAAUAUAUUGGAGCCUUUCUUGAAGAUUAUUACGAAAUCUCCUAGAAUAAAUACCGCUAUGGCUGUUAAUGGUCUGACAACAUUGCUUGUUACAAGAUUAGAACACCAAGAUGCUAUUGCUCGUCUUAAUCUGCUGAAACUGAUAAAGGCUGUGUAUGAGCACCACCCAAGACCGAAGCAACUGAUUGUGGAGAAUGACCUACCUCAGAAACUCCAGAAUCUGAUUGAAGAACGGAGAGACGGCCAGCGCUCUGGUGGUCAAGUCUUAGUGAAACAAAUGGCUACCGCAUUGCUUAAAGCCCUACAUAUCAACACUGUAUUGUGAAUACGUGACCAAGUACUGAGUGUGUACAUAUAUGAAUUCUCCAAAUGAAAUGUAAUAUAUCUGUUUUGAUCUUUCAGUGAGUGUGAGUUUUAGGGUGACAGAGUGAUUAUAAAUAUUUAAGGUAGGGGCGGUCACUCUCGAAGUCAACAAUUAAAAUGCAACUCUACUGGUGCUGUAACAUGAUAAUCCAUAUGCUUUGCAAUUCACGAGUUGCUCUACCUCUUCGUUUUU
Messenger RNA from Zingiber officinale, 4720 nucleotides. Its product is annotated as MAP3K epsilon protein kinase 1-like. Gene Ontology annotation, cellular component: cytoplasm. Gene Ontology annotation, biological process: protein phosphorylation. Gene Ontology annotation, molecular function: protein serine/threonine kinase activity; ATP binding. NCBI's taxonomy places the organism in Eukaryota, Viridiplantae, Streptophyta, Magnoliopsida, Zingiberales, Zingiberaceae. The record is from RefSeq and is a predicted model, not a curated record.